Messenger RNA from Centropristis striata (black sea bass), 989 nucleotides. RefSeq names its product odorant receptor 131-2-like. Bases 72 to 989 code for a protein of 305 amino acids. The record is from RefSeq and is a predicted model, not a curated record. Lineage: Eukaryota; Metazoa; Chordata; Actinopteri; Perciformes; Serranidae. Gene Ontology annotation, cellular component: membrane. The transcript has 3 exons. Gene Ontology annotation, molecular function: G protein-coupled receptor activity. Gene Ontology annotation, biological process: G protein-coupled receptor signaling pathway.
AAUAUUGUAUUUGGAUUUUGUUCUCAGCUAUAACACGAAAACCCUAUGAGGGUUUGGUUUUGUUUCAAGAGAUGAACGUGUCGUCUGCCAAUGUGACGGUGGUUUUACAGUAUCGGGACUCCUUCACUAAAGCUGUGGUCAAAAAUGUGAUCGUUGUGGUUCUCGGGAUCUCCAUCAACUACAUCAAUGCAGGCCUCAUUCACACCUUCUGCAAACACCAGAUCUUCUACAGGAAUCCUCGAUAUAUACUUUUCAUUCAUCUGGUGGUCAACGACAUGAUCCAAGUGACGGUGACUGUCACCAUGUUCAUCAUAAGCUACGUCCUCUUUAAAAUAAAUGUCUCCCUCUGCUCCAGUUUAAUCCUGCUCUCUGUUUUUGUCACUCAAAACACCCCUCUGAACCUGGCCUGCAUGGCGGUAGAGUGCUACAUCGCCAUCUGUCUUCCUCUCCGUCACGUUCAGAUCUGUACAGUCAAGAGAACGUUGAUGCUGAUUGGUUUGAUCUGGUCGACGAGCAUGUGUUUUGCUCUUCCUGAUCUGUUCAUCACUUUGGCCACAGAGCAGCUGGACUUCUUUUAUUCCAGAGUCUUCUGUCUCCAGAAAAAUGUCUUCCCAAAUCCCCACAUCAGCAAGAAGAGAGAUAUCACAUAUUCAGUGUUUCUUGUUAUAGUUUGGAUCACUAUUGUUUACACAUACUUCAUAAUCCUUUUCACUGCAAAAACAGCUAGCAAAGACGCUAAAAAAGCCAGAAACACUAUCCUCCUCCAUGGGUUUCAGGUUAUGCUUUGUAUGGCAACAUAUAUUGCCCCCCAGUUGAAAGAGGCUCUGCUGCAGUGGUUCCCUAAGAAUUACACAGACUCUUUAUUUGCCUGUUAUAUUAUAAUACAGGUCCUGCCACGAUCCAUUAGCCCAAUCAUCUAUGGCAUACGAGACAAGACUUUCAGGACGUACCUGAAACGGUAUCUGGUAUGUAAAAUGAGCCCAAAGUAA